Molecule: messenger RNA, 2461 nt
Organism: Dromiciops gliroides (monito del monte)
Lineage: Eukaryota; Metazoa; Chordata; Mammalia; Microbiotheria; Microbiotheriidae
Gene: ACP3
Product: acid phosphatase 3
Exons: 11
Coding region: 27-1271 (414 amino acids)
Biological process (GO): dephosphorylation; lysosome organization
Cellular component (GO): plasma membrane; lysosome
Molecular function (GO): acid phosphatase activity
Source: RefSeq, a predicted model, not a curated record
CUGCAAGCUCGCAGGUGCUCUCCAGGAUGAGGACGUCCGAGCUGGGCUCCUCCUCUUCGCUGGUUGUCUUCGCGUUCUUUCUCCUUCUCUGGCCCAGCCAAGCCGCGGCAGCCAAGGAGCUCAAGUUCGUCUUAUUAGUAUUUCGGCAUGGGGACCGGAGUCCCAUUGAAACCUUUCCUAAUGAUCCCUAUCAAGAAUCUGCUUGGCCUCAAGGAUUUGGACAACUUAGCCAGCGUGGAAUGGAACAGCACUACGAGCUUGGAACAUAUCUAAGGAAAAGAUAUUCCAGUUUCUUGAAUUCUACUUACCACCGGAAUAAGGUUUAUGUCCGAAGCACAGAUGUUGACCGGACACUGAUGAGUGCCAUGACCAAUCUUGCUGCCCUCUUUCCACCAGAAGGCUCGAGUAUUUGGAACCCCCAAAUCCUCUGGCAGCCCAUUCCAGUUCAUACAAUACCAACUUCUCAAGAUCAGUUGCUGUAUCUUCCUGAUAUAAAAUGCCCUCGACUUGAAAAGCUUCAGGAAGAAACUUUGAUGUCAAAGGAAUAUCAAAAUUUGGUGUCUCCAUACAAGGAUUUUAUAAGUACUCUGCCAGAGCUUUCAGGACUCCACAUCAAGGACCUUAGUGGAAUCUGGACUAAAAUCUAUGAUCCUUUAUUUUGUGAGAGAACUCACAAUUUUACUCUACCCCCCUGGGCCACUGCAGACACCAUGGCAAAGCUGGAAGAGCUGUCUAGAUUAUCUCUUUUGUCAACCUUUGCAAUACAUAAGCAGAAAGAGAAAGCUCGACUUCAGGGAGGUGUGCUGGUGAAAAACAUUGUCGAUCAUUUCAAGAAUGUAGCUAGUCAAUCUAGUGAGAAAAAACUCAUCAUCUAUUCUGGGCAUGACACUACUAUUACUGCCCUGCAGACAGCACUUGAUGUUUUUAAUGGAAAAUUCCCCCCUUAUGCUGCCUGCAACAUAAUGGAACUGUACCUUGAAAAUGGGCAAUACAACGUUGAAAUGUACUAUCGGAAUGACACACAGCAGGAUCCUCAUCCCCUCACUCUACCAGGCUGCACACCCAGCUGUCCGCUGAAGCAGUUUGUUGAGCUGGUCUCCCCUGUGAUGACAGAAGACUGGUCAAAGGAGUGUUUCAGGCUUACUGAAGACCAAGCUCUAAGGAUAGCCCUGACUGCCUUGUGCCUAUCAUCUGGUGUUUUGGUGGUGUUGCUGUUCCUCCUCUUCCAUUUUGGACCCUGCAGAAAGAGGAACCCCUAUGAGUCUAUUUAAAAGCAAGAACAGAGGAGUCAUCCAAGAUUCCUGGUAUGACAUAUCUCUUUGUGAUGCAACUGUCAAAGAAAUGGCAUUCCUCGAGUGGGGAGAUUUCUGUCUAGACUAAUCUGUUCAAUUCUGUUUAGAGCUUGGAAUGAAAUCACAGCAGUUCAAUAACUGCUGCCAGAUUGACACCUAAAGGCAUACAUACUUAGGAUUCAUUGGUCACCUCAGAGCCAUGAAUUGAGACUGACAAUUUUAUCUGGCUAGGUAGGGAGGUGGCUCCCUGACAAUGGAUUGUUAUGUCUCAUACGGGUAACCUUAUUAUGCCAUCUCACCAAGAGAUCAGAGUGGUCAGUGUAGGGCACAAUAGGAAACCAACUUUAGAUCAUCUUUUCCCCCAAAAGAGUGCAGAAAUUUUGUGGCUGGACAGAGAGUAAAGUUAAAGGAAGCUAGAUAAAGAGGAAAGGUCGAAGACCCACGUCAAAGGAGAGUUUUCAAGAAAUAAGGACCAAUAAGAGAUUGUAAAUGAUCUUUUUUUUUUUAAGUUGUAGGAAUUUAUUUUAAAUAACCUACAGUUGAUUAAAAGGGAAUUCAUGAUAAAAAUAGAAGAUACUUGAGGAAAGAUGUGGGAAAUGGUCUUUGCACACACUCUAAGCUAACAAUGCCUCUAAAACUAAUGAUUAUAGCAAAAAAAAAAAGUCUUCACAUUAAAAUUCUGCUUUUUAUGUUUUUUUUUAAAUUUUUUACACAAUUACAAAAGAAAAAAUAAAAGCCCUAAAAUCUUGAUUAUUUUUCCUUUUGGGACCAAAUACUCAUUUCCCUCGAAAUUUAUUGACCUGUGGAACUUUUUACACAAUAGACUCUUUCAAGUAAAAACAUUGGGGUUUAAAAAGGAAAAAAAAAAGAGAGGUGGGUAUUUUAGAAGUGUACAGAACAUGCUCAGAACAAAGAAUGAUGGGAAAAUGGUUUCAGUCACUGAUUAUUUCAUUAUUCUCAAACUCACUCAUCCCUCAUCCCUCCCAACCCCAAUCUACACGAUCUUUAAGAUCAAGAAAAAGGUUUAAAUAUUUUAAAAUAAUUAAAAGAAAUAAAAAUUCACAUUUAAAAAGGAACACUCAAGUCAGGAAAAAAUAGUAAGUUGUGCAACACACUUCUAUCUAGAAUAUUUUCAAAACCCCAAGAGGAAAGUACUCAAAUUCCUCAGC